Naumovozyma castellii is the source of this 738-nucleotide messenger RNA. RefSeq names its product mitochondrial 54S ribosomal protein mL57 (gene MRPL15). The transcript has a single exon. NCBI's taxonomy places the organism in Eukaryota, Fungi, Ascomycota, Saccharomycetes, Saccharomycetales, Saccharomycetaceae. The coding region runs from base 1 to 738 and encodes 245 amino acids. The record is from RefSeq and is a predicted model, not a curated record.
AUGAAGCAAAUACUGAUAGGGUUAUCAUCGACGGGCACCUCUAUGGUCCACAUAUCACGAUCUCAAUCGAUAAGGUAUUUGACAUACUUGCAUUCAGGGUCACGUAUCCGUGGUAUAAAACGUGAUCCAGCUUCGUUUUUGAAGAAUCCAAAUGGACUAAAUUAUGAAUCGUUAAAGCCGGAAACGUACCAUGAUCAAAUCAAAUCCAUAUUAAGAUUGAACGAUUUCCAAAUCGAUUUAUCAAAUGAUAUUAUAUUACAAUGUAUGACACACAAAUCGUUUGCUCAUGGUUCAAGACCGUAUAAUGAAAAAUUAAGUUUGUUAGGUUCCCAAUUUAUAAAAUUUAGAGCAUCUGUUCAUUCCAUCCUGCAUGAAUCAGCAUCAAUUAAACCUGACUUUUCUCAAUUGGGUUCGAUAAAGAGUAGAACUUUGGUUUCUAGGGAAACCUCUGCUCAAUUCAUCAUCUCUAAUAAAUUGAAGGGCUUUGUUUUCUGGAAAAUGAGAGAUCCUCUGGGUAAUAGCGUUCGUAAUGGCCAAUCAACUGUAUUUUCUACUGUGACCACAUCACUGGUUGGUGCCAUACUAACGACUAAUGGUGAAACGAAGGCUACAAAAUUUGUUGAUGAAUUAUUAUUAAAAGAGAAUUCAAAUCCCAUAUCGUUGAUCGAUAUAACAAAUGAACAUUCUUUUCCUGAACAUACUACAGCCGAAGGGGUAAGAAGCACGAGAGAGGAAUGA